This is a messenger RNA of Spirodela intermedia, 1652 nucleotides long. The record is from the annotation of a GenBank genome assembly. Lineage: Eukaryota; Viridiplantae; Streptophyta; Magnoliopsida; Alismatales; Araceae.
AUGGCGGCGGCCGAAGUGACAGGAGAGGAGAAGGCGAGGGAGUACAGGAAGGGCAACUGGACCCUGGAGGAGACCAUGUCGCUGAUAGAAGCCAAAAGCAUGGACAAGGAGAGGAGGACGAAGAGGGUCGCCGGCGGCGGCGGGCCGUCGGAGCUGAGAUGGAAGUGGGUGGAAGACUAUUGCUGGAAGAUGGGAUGCCACCGCAGCCAGAACCAGUGCAACGACAAGUGGGACAACCUCAUGAGGGACUACAAGAAGGUGAGGAGCCACGAGACGGCGGCGGCGGCCGGCGGCAGUACCGGCGGCGCUGGUCUCUCCUACUGGAAACUCGACAGCUACGGGAGGAAGGAGAAGGGCUUGCCGUCGAACUUCCUGCUUCAGAUUUACGAGGCCUUGUCCGACGUUGUGGAGACAAGAGAGGAAGGCAGGGGAGAGAUUGCGGCGACGGAUAGGCCGCCGGCGAAGGAAACCUUGCCGCCGGCGGAGCCACCUCUCUCUCUUCCUCAGGUAUUGCAAGGGCUAGGUAAUAAUCCAACUGUAAAUCCGUCCCUCAGUCCUCGUUCAUCUCAUUAUUUGACAGCCUUUUAAACUAGCCACCCGGAAAGAAGCAUUUUUUAGCCUUUUCUUACUCUUUCCCUCUCGAUGCAUGCAUAAUUUAUCGAAGAUUUCACUCAGUUCGAGUUCUACGUCUGUCGGUCCUCCUGUGCUUGUCCUAAAACCAGUUUCUGCCUCCUCUCUCUCUCACACACUCACACACACACGCGCACACACAGACACUCUCUCUUUGGAUCCAUGUAUCUAUCUACCUACCCACCUAUUUAUUACUCUAUAACUUAAGUCCUAGCCUUCUACUGGGAUUGAACUUCAUCGACUGUUAAACCUCCCUUUCUCUCUCUCUCUCUACCCCGCCCCCAUCUCUCUUACUCAAACACACUCGCUGUCUAUUUGUCGUCCCCCCUCCCUCACACACACGGACACUGUCUCUAACUAGCUAUCAAUCUCUCUCUCUCUCUCUCUCUCUCUCUCUCACACACACACACACUUUCAAUCAAUCCAGAGUCUUCCCAAGUGUCGACCUUCGCUUUCGUGCUCACGGAGGAAGAUUUGAUGGGCAACCGACGUUCCACACAACCUGCGAAUUCUCUCAGCAAUCCAUCAUCCCUUCUCCACGCAGUCAUCGUCUUCCUUCCUCAUGCUUCCGUUCUUCCUCCCCACAUGGCCAGAUCUUCUCGCGGCGACGAUGAUUAGUUUCUUCCUUUCAUCUUCUCCGGAUCAGGCCAGCCGGUUCCUGUCUCACGUUCUCGGUGUGGGUUCCCUCAGAUUCUGACCCAACCGACCGCUCGGUCUCCCCGCCGAGGAAGAGGGUGAGGGGAAGAAGAGGAAGGAAGGACGGCGGCGGCGGAGUGGCGUCCGCCAUCUCCAAGGGCGCCGCCGUGUUAGCAGAGGCCCUCAUGGCGGGGGAGGAGAAGGAGGAGACGAGGCACAGGGAGCUCCUCGAGGUGAAAGAGAGGAGGCUGAGGGUCGAGCGGUCCAGGGCGGAAACGGCAGCGGAGGCCGUAGCUGGCCUGGUGGCCGCCGUCGACAGGCUCGCCGGCUCCAUCCGUGGCGCCAGACGACUCGUUGAUGAAUGUAACGAACACGGAAAACAGUGA